AUGAACGCGGCUCGGAUCCAUGACAAACAGAAGGUGAAGUUCUUCUGGGAGCGGAGAAUCAACCAGCACAUCCAGCAGAUGGUUGAGGAGGAGCGCCGCGGGAAGAGCAGUGCUUUGGCAAGGCUGAGGGUGCAGUGGUUGGUCAAGUUGGAUCGGAGGAAUGAGCACCAACAAGGAUUUUUGGAGGAGAGAAUCAGGCGAUCUCAGAAUGCCCAGCAGCGGCUCACAGGGCGUGAGUCUCCUUCGCCAUGAUACUCAAAGAUUGAGAUGCAACAAAAAACUAAAACUUUGAAAUAAUGAAAAUGUCUUGUCUAUCGUCUUGUCUAUUUAUAGCAAUGAAAACCAUAUUGAUGCCAAGUAUGUCAAAGAGGAAAUAAAUCUUACCACAAUUUGUAUCAUGAUAUUAUUUAGACGUUUUGUCAUAACAUUUUGUACACUGCAUUGUGGGCUGAUAAACAUGUUAGCAAUUAGGUGGUAUUUGAUUUUUUUCAGGGUGUUAAGAAGCAUGAUACACUACUUGGAUGAGCUCC
Molecule: messenger RNA, 530 nt
Organism: Syngnathus acus (greater pipefish)
Lineage: Eukaryota; Metazoa; Chordata; Actinopteri; Syngnathiformes; Syngnathidae
Product: protein FAM240C
Exons: 2
Coding region: 1-252 (83 amino acids)
Source: RefSeq, a predicted model, not a curated record